Ornithorhynchus anatinus (platypus) is the source of this 3002-nucleotide messenger RNA. RefSeq names its product solute carrier family 2 member 1 (gene SLC2A1). Gene Ontology annotation, cellular component: basolateral plasma membrane; apical plasma membrane. NCBI's taxonomy places the organism in Eukaryota, Metazoa, Chordata, Mammalia, Monotremata, Ornithorhynchidae. Gene Ontology annotation, biological process: D-glucose transmembrane transport; response to insulin. The coding region runs from base 150 to 1625 and encodes 491 amino acids. The transcript is spliced from 10 exons. The record is from RefSeq and is a predicted model, not a curated record.
GCGCACUCGCGGCCGCAGGCUGGGCACCGUGCAGGGGGGCAGCCGUCCAGUCGGGCCCUGUCCGGGGCACCGGGGCAUCGCCCUUUUCGGCCGGGGACGCCCGGGGUUCGGGCGCCGACGAGGCGCAGCCCGUUGCGGGGGAGAGCAGCAUGGAGUCGACAAGCAAGCAGAUGACGGCUCCCCUGAUGCUGGCGGUGGGAGUGGCUGUGCUCGGCUCCUUGCAGUUUGGCUACAACACAGGUGUGAUCAAUGCUCCACAGAAGGUGAUCGAAGAGUUUUACAACUACACCUGGGAGAGCCGCUACAAGGAGCCCAUUCCAGCCAACACGCUCACCACGCUCUGGUCCCUCUCGGUCGCCAUCUUUUCCGUCGGAGGCAUGAUUGGCUCCUUCUCCGUAGGACUCUUCGUCAACCGCUUUGGCCGGCGGAACUCCAUGCUGAUGGUGAACUCUCUGGCCUUCAUCUCCGCCAUUCUCAUGGGCUUCUCUAAAAUGGCUUACUCCUUCGAGAUGCUGAUCCUCGGCCGCUUUGUCAUCGGCCUCUACUGUGGCCUGACCACAGGCUUCGUGCCCAUGUACGUGGGUGAGGUGUCUCCGACUGCUCUGCGGGGGGCCCUGGGCACCUUCCACCAGCUGGGCAUCGUCAUUGGCAUCCUCAUCGCUCAGGUGUUUGGUCUGGACUUCAUCAUGGGGAACGAGGUGCUGUGGCCCUUACUCCUGGGCUUUACCUUCGCCCCGGCCUUGAUCCAGUGCGUCCUGCUGCCCUUCUGUCCGGAGAGCCCCCGCUUCCUCCUCAUCAAUCGCAACGAGGAGAAUAAAGCCAAGAACGUGCUGAAGAAGCUGAGGGGGACCACGGACGUCAGCAGCGACCUGCAGGAGAUGAAGGAAGAGAGCCGGCAGAUGAUGCGGGAGAAGAAAGUGACCAUUCUGGAGCUGUUCCGCUCCCCCAUGUACCGACAGCCCAUCCUCAUCGCCGUGGUGCUGCAGCUGUCCCAGCAACUCUCGGGGAUCAAUGCCGUCUUCUACUACUCUACCAGCAUCUUUGAGAAGUCGGGGGUGGAGCAGCCCAUCUAUGCCACCAUCGGGUCCGGGGUGGUGAACACGGCCUUCACAGUCGUGUCUCUCUUCGUGGUGGAGCGGGCCGGGCGCCGGACCCUGCAUCUCAUCGGCCUGGCCGGCAUGGCAGGCUGCACUGUGCUCAUGACCAUCGCCCUCACGCUGCUGGACCAGCUGCCCUGGAUGUCUUACAUCAGCAUCGUCGCCAUCUUUGGCUUCGUGGCCUUUUUUGAGAUCGGCCCCGGUCCCAUCCCCUGGUUCAUCGUGGCCGAGCUGUUCAGCCAGGGGCCGCGGCCGGCAGCCUUCGCCGUGGCCGGCCUGUCCAACUGGUCCUCCAACUUCUUGGUGGGGAUGUGCUUCCAAUACGUCGAGCAACUCUGUGGCCCUUAUGUCUUCAUCAUCUUCACCGUGCUCCUCAUCCUCUUCUUCAUCUUCACCUACUUCAAGGUCCCCGAGACCCGAGGCCGGACCUUCGACGAGAUCGCCUCGGGCUUCCGCCAGGGAGCGGGUGGCCCCAGCGACAAGACCCCCGAUGAGUUCCACAGCCUGGGGGCCGACUCCCAGGUGUAGGCCGGGCCGGGCCGGGCUUCCCGGCGGGGCUUGAGGAAGGAGUCGGGUGGAAAGAGCCGUCCGGGCCGGGCCCGGGCUCCCGGCGUCCCCACCGGCCGUGGCUACGCCUACCUGCCUUUUAGGGACGGUAACCGGUCCUCGCAGUCGAUAGUUUCAGUGAGAAGCCUCGCCCCCACCCCAGCCUCCACCUACCUUCUCCCAGGCCCGGUCAGACUGAACGGAAGGCUCCUUUUCAUUAGGGAUCGUUGGUGGCAAAACCACACUGGAACUUAAAGCCUCCGGCUUCACCAGGCAAACAGAGCUGUCGUCGGAGUUGACAAGCCAGCACCAGAGUUUCAACUUUGGUCUUUUUACUGACUCGUCGAGGGCUCUGCUCUCUCCCUGGGGGUCGCUGACCCGGGCUGGGGGGAAUUAGGGGGGCGGUCUGGCUUAGUGGGGCCGGGGAGGGGGCUGCAGCAUCUUGUUGGAGUGGAGAAGUUUUUUUCAGGCUUUUUCUCCAACACUAAUGGUUCGGGCUGGCCCCAUGACCCAGGACGCGCCUAUUUGGGCCCAUGCUACCCCCCAUGCAGAGGGUGGGUUGGAGGCCGAGAGCCCAGGACCUCAGCCUCCGCCCCCAUCACCUUCUGGGGGACUAUGGCCCUGCUCCCCACACUAUUCCCUUUCCUUGCCCAUUACACCCUGCUAGGGGAGGCUGUGGUCACUGGCUCAGUGGAAUCCCCCCGACACCUGCAGAGCUGAGGGCUCCCGGGGGUGUCGGAGACCGUCUUGGGAGCGACCAGAAUGGCCCCCCUCACGGGGGCCGGUCCACAGGGUCCCCUCUUCCCGGGCCCGGGCAGAUUCGGCAACUUUCUCUGAGCGGGGCGACAGAUUUUUCUCACCCUCCUUGUAGAUUGGAAGGUAUUUAUGUGUGUGGGUGUGUGUGCGGGUUAUGUGGGUGUGCGCAUUGGGUGUGUGUGUGUGUGAGACCGUCAGUGCUCCAUGUAGUCCUUAAAUUAUAGGGCAUCAUGCCAACAGGCUGCGUUGUGUAAAUAUGCAGGAGUUCUUAUUCCCAUUGUAAUAUCGCCUUAAGAAGUUUCCCUAGAAAGGCUUCGUUUCCAUAGCAACCGUCCUGAGCCGCUUGUGUAGGUAGAACGACUGUGGUAUGGUACUGGGCUGCACUGUAGUCGCCCCCGUUGCACUGAAUUCCGGACUGUUAAUGUUACGGCCUCUAAACCAACCUGCCUGUCUGCCCGUCUGUCCGCGGGCAGCGCUGACACUAACGGCAUCGAUCUCCCCAAGGCACGCGCCGCGGUUUUAAUCGUAUUUUUUUAUUUAUUUGUCUGGUUUUAAAAAGACUACAUGACCACACUUGAAAUAAACUUAGAAAAUCCUCUGUGA